AUGUUGCAGAAAUCAGUUCUCCUGUCCUCUGCGGUGACCAGUGCUCAUGCACUUGCCACUCGCCAGGCCGGAUGCACCUUCAGCCUCACUACAGCAGGCACAGUCGCUGCACCGGUCGGUCAAUACGGCAGUGGACAGACCAGAGCCGGGCUCGCCGACACACCCUCUAGCUUCUCCUUGACCGGAAACACACUCUCAGAUGCCCAGGGCCGAGGAUGCUGGUGGACACCGCCCGCCACGGUAUUGCAGUGCGAUGUUGGCCAAGCUCCUGAACCGGGUUUCACCAUCGGCUGCGACGGCACAAUUUCGUUCAACGGCCAGACGACCUUUUACGAAUGCCAGACGGGCGCCGACGGUCUGGUCAUGAUCUACCAGCAGCCGCACGGAUCCGACUGUGGAGAGAUCACCCUCGUCGCUAACGGUUGUCAAGCAGCUGACUGCGCUGGCUCGGGCAACUCUGCCGGAGCUGGAGCGGGUACGACUCCAAGUGCUGGUGCUGGCUCGGGCACGACUCCAGGUGCUGGUGCGGGCGCGGGCACGACCCCCGGUGCUGGUGCUGGUGCUGGUACGACCCCCGGUGCUGGCGCGGGUACCACUCCUGGAGAAGGCUCUGGUGCUACGCCUACGGGCGGCGCCGGUGUUUACCCAACAGGCGGUGCAAGCACUGCCCCCAGAGGUGGCGCGGGCACUGUUCCUGGAGAAGGCUCUGGUGCUACGCCUACGGGCGGUGCCGGCACGACUCCCGGUGCUGGCGCGGGCACGAACCCUGCUGCUGGUGCGGGCACGACUCCCGGUGCUGGCGCGGGCACGAACCCUGCUGCUGGUGCGGGCACGACUCCCGGUGCUGGCGCGGGUGCUACCCCGGGAGCUGGCGCGGGUACUACCCCCGGAGCUGGCGCGGGCACUACCCCUGGAGCUGGCUCCGGUGCUACCCCUGGAAGCGGUCAAUGCGAUCAAUGCCCUGCCCAAACUACGACGGUCUACGUCACAGAACAAACCUCGUAUGUGACCGUGUCAGAUUGUGGCGGACAGACACCGUCCGCUGGUGUGCCGGGGGCCGGACUACCAGGAACUGAGACCGGUCCAGGUGCGCCUGGCACCACUGGCAUCCCUGGUACGGAAACCGCUCCGGGCGCAACGGGUUCGGCUGGAGUUCCUGGUACCGGAGCAGGUUCUGGGCAAACAUACCCCACCGGUACUGCACCGGGCGAGACUGGCGUCCCAGGUACUGAGACUGGUCCCGGAAGUGCCGGUUCGACUGGAGUUCCGGCUACCGAGACAGCACCAGGCGGAUCGGGCGUUGCGACCGGAACUGCUCCCGGACAGUCGUCGUACCCCGGUACCGGUGCCUCGACUGGCACUGGAUCCACGCCGACUUCGGGCUCAGGUUCCGGCUCAAGUGGUUCGGGCUCUGGAUCUGGAUCUGGAUCUGGUUCGGGCUCUGGCUCAGGCUCUGGUUCAGGCUCUGGCUCUGGCUCUGGCUCUGGCUCUGGCUCUGGCUCUGGCUCUGGCUCUGGCUCUGGCUCUGGCUCAGGCACUGGUUCAGGCUCAGGUUCUGGCUCAGGCAACUGCCCCGCCGAACUUACCGGUGCCUGGGAGUCUCCCAACGUGAUCGUCCCAGUCGACAGCGGCAACCCCAGCACCGCGUACGGCCAGUCCUACUUUGGCGAGGUCUCAUCCACCAUCUCCACGGUGUUCAACUUCCCCAUCCCCGCCAGCGACAACGGCCGGACCUGCAACGUGAUCUUCAUGUUCCCGACGAAGCCCGAGCUCGAGACGUCGUCGUUCAACAUGACGGGCUCGGGCGCCAUCAACUUCGCGCGCCUGAGCGGCGAGGUCAAUGCCGGCACGACCUACAGCAACGUCCCCGCCGUCGCGCAGCAGUACGCCCCGGUCACGGCCGUCCCUGGAAAUGCUUACACGCUCGACUCGUUCGCCUGCCCCGGCGGCCAGAACGUCGCGGUCCAGAUGAGCAGCCCUGGGGCCGCCACCAAGCUGCGCUUCUUCGAGGAUUACAACCCUUGCCCUAUUGGGUUGUUCAUCACCACUUCCUAG
This is a messenger RNA of Anthostomella pinea, 2055 nucleotides long. The record is from the annotation of a GenBank genome assembly. Lineage: Eukaryota; Fungi; Ascomycota; Sordariomycetes; Xylariales; Xylariaceae.